Cygnus atratus (black swan) is the source of this 1764-nucleotide messenger RNA. RefSeq names its product chromosome 5 C14orf39 homolog (gene C5H14orf39). NCBI's taxonomy places the organism in Eukaryota, Metazoa, Chordata, Aves, Anseriformes, Anatidae. The coding region runs from base 1 to 1764 and encodes 587 amino acids. Gene Ontology annotation, biological process: meiotic DNA double-strand break processing involved in reciprocal meiotic recombination; spermatogenesis; homologous chromosome pairing at meiosis. The transcript has 17 exons. The record is from RefSeq and is a predicted model, not a curated record. Gene Ontology annotation, cellular component: central element.
AUGAUGAGCGACAGACUCUUAAGCAACUUGGAUAAGCUUCUACUCGAGUUUGUUUUCCAGCUAAAGCAAACUUCUUAUGCAAAGGAACACGUUAACCAACAGAUAAAUUUGUAUUCUGUAAAAAUCACAGAAAAAAGGAAUGAAAUUGCUAGGUUGAAGGAAAAUAUAAAUAACAGCAAUGAUGCAAUUGCUGAUUUACGCAAGCAAAAUGAGAAUAGUAAGGACAGCUGUAAUGCCUGGAAGCCCACCUAUGCAAUUCUUAGCAAGCAUGAAGAAUAUUUGAAAAAUGAACUCGAAGUUUUGCAAGAAUCUACAGAAAAUGAGAGGAAAAUGUAUCAAGAUUACAUAAUCCAGUAUAAAGAGAUUUUGAAGCAACACCAUGAAAAGUAUGCAGAAACCGCUCUUGCACAGGAGUGUUACAAAAAAAAGAAAGAGAUUGAAGAAAUCCAAAACAGAAUUCUGAAGCAGUCUGAACAAUAUAAGUUGAAAGAAGACGCUUGCUCGGACAUUCUGGAGCCUGCUCCUUUUAAAUCCCUUAAUGACUGGGCUUUGCAUAUUGCUUCUUUGAGGCAAAAAACACAGGAAAUGUUAAAGCUUGCUGAAGUUGCUACGCAAGAAUCAAUUGAACUAGAAAGAGAAGCAGAGGAAUUAGAAAUGAAAAUUAAUUAUUUUAAAAAGAGAUUUGAAGAGACUAGAGAAGAUCAAAAUGAUUCAGAAAUGGUUGAAGGAAAAAAUCUGACAAGUCUAGAGAAGCCGAAGGAUUUUAAGGAAAGGAUAUUUGAAGAGAGUGAGCAUCCUUUGUUAAAUGAGAAACAUCAACUGUAUAAACCAUUACAUCUUCUGUGCAUUCCUCGGAAAUCAGUCCAGUCUGUACAGACUAUUAGAUUCUCUAUGAAGCGAACAGACAAAGGGAGAGAAGAAAAAGAGAAACGUAUGGAACAUUCAGUUGCUACUAGCAGCUCCUCCAGCCAUGCAGAAAAUCCAUCACGGAUGGUUACGGACACUGCGCGGACUAAUAAUCUACAAAUUGCCCAAGUUCCAAUAGCAAGCUUGCAAAACCAAAUGCAAUUCAGACAGCUAGUUCCUCCAAAGCAGGUGACUACUAAUCAACAGUUUGAGAGUGAAAAUACAGUAAUAGAAGACCAAGAGGCCAAAUGUGAUGGUAAAGAAGCAGAAGAUGAGCCUAAGGAUUCUUCGUACAUACCUCAAAACAUACAUACCUAUUUUAAGUCAAAUGAAAACAAUCCAGACAGAGCAGAAGAAAGUGCAGAACAUUUUCUAAGAACACCUGAAACACCUGAGUUUGUUGGAACACCUGAUGCAAAGGGGAAGAAAACCCAGUUCUCUAAAACACCUCCAUUUGACUUCAUUCACAACUUAGGUUGUGAAGAAGGAACAUCAAAAUCUCCGGCUUUCUUUUCUCUCAUGAACUUCUCCCAGAAGUCACCUGGCUUUAAUUUGUUUGAUUCUUCUGUGUUUGGGGCAGAAAAUUCAUCUGAUGAGACAGAUGAUAAUUAUCCUGUGGGACACUUGAAUCCCAUGUCCCCACAGAAAGAUUUUGGAAGCUUAUUUGGGAAAUCAGAAAGUGAGGGUGCAUUUGCUUUUCCCUUCCCCUCGGAAUCGACUUCUCAUGCAUUUGGAGAUGGAAAAGAUGACUUUAGUUUUCCGUUUGCAUUUGGACAGGAUCAGAGAUCAUCACAGUCUCCUUCUGUGAAAGGUUUUCAUUCUUCCUUACAAAAUACAAAGCCAUCUGCAUUCUUUUGA